Molecule: messenger RNA, 3958 nt
Organism: Papilio polytes (common Mormon)
Lineage: Eukaryota; Metazoa; Arthropoda; Insecta; Lepidoptera; Papilionidae
Gene: pan
Product: protein pangolin, isoforms A/H/I/S
Exons: 12
Coding region: 550-2178 (542 amino acids)
Biological process (GO): canonical Wnt signaling pathway; regulation of transcription by RNA polymerase II
Cellular component (GO): beta-catenin-TCF complex
Molecular function (GO): DNA-binding transcription factor activity, RNA polymerase II-specific; RNA polymerase II cis-regulatory region sequence-specific DNA binding
Source: RefSeq, a predicted model, not a curated record
GCACCAUUGUUGUUUGCAGUAGACUCGCGGCGCUCGGACGGCUGCGGUUCGCUUCAUGCCCGCCGCCCGAUCCCGAACGACUGCCGAUAAACAAAAUAAUGAGUGUACAACAUAACGUGCAUCGCGAGUGCAACAAGCGACGACAGUGUGUGAUAACGAGAAUGUAACGUGCGUGUUGUGUUAAACAAAGUGCGUUUUUGAACGUGUUUUUGGAGUUCGCGGCGCGUGGACAGCGCCAUGCCCGUCGUGUUUAGAUCUAACUCUGCACACAAUCAAGCGGGACGCAACAUUAGUUUAAGUUCAACCUGACAAAAGUUAUCUGUGAUCUCAUUUUAGUUAAGUCGAAAUAAAGGGUGCCUAAUUUAGAAUAGUGAUAAACGAUCCAAACAUUAGCUUAUGUACAUCCGGCUCGAAGGACCAUAAUCAGUGAGUUACAUUUGUGGUAGAAACAAAAUGGAAUCGUAGUGCGUGGUCAUGGAUAACAGAUAGUGGUGAUGGAUAGGUGUUGAAGGAUGGGAUAAUGGAAGUUGGGGCGCUGGGUUCUUGAAAAUGCCUCAUGCGCACUCGAGUUCCGCGGCGAGCUCGGGCGGCGACGACCUGGGCUCCACGGAUGAGGUGAAGGUAUUCAAGGACGAGGGUGACGGGGAAGACGAGAAGCGUAGCUCCGAGAACCUUCUGGAAGAGAAGUCUAGUCUCAUCGAUUGGACCGAGAGUGAGGAAAAGUCUGGCGAACCUUAUUCCGGGAAAUUAUCGGUGAAAUCGGAUUUAAGUCCUGUUUUCGGUAAAUUCGAACACCAUCCAGCAGCAAGUUUCAACAUGGGCUACCUCGUAACUCCGUACCCUUAUCCCAAUGGUGCGGCUCAUCCGCUACCCGUCUCUAUGGCAAGCAAGAUGGGGCUCCCUGCCGGAGGAGGGCUCUCCCUGUUCUGUCCAGCGGGAGACCUAGGGCAGCCGCCCCCCGCGCAUAUGGGUAUCCCCCCACCCUACCAGUUAGACUCCAAACUGGCGGGGUUAGCGCGGACGCCCAUGUACCCCUUUCCGGGGGGCACCUACCCCUACCCCAUGCUCAGCCCGGAGAUGUCGCAGGUAGCCGCCUCAUGGCAUACUCCGAGCAUGUACCCCAUAUCUUCGGCGGCUAGCGGCUUCCGGAGCCCUUACCCCACCUCCCUGCCAAUCAGCAGUUCUAGUCUAUCUAGUGAAUUAUACCGGUUCUCUCCGACACUUGGCGGCGGGCUGGGGCUCGGCUUGAGUCCAGCCCUGGUACCUGCACCGCCCUCCAAGGUUGAUCUCUUCUCUCAUCAUGCGAGGUCUCAAGCGGAGAAGAGCAGCAGCGGGGGCUCCGGGGAGAAGGCGAGCGAGGCGGGCGGUAACAGCAAGGAGCAGAACAAGAAACCGCACAUCAAGAAGCCGCUUAACGCUUUCAUGCUCUACAUGAAGGAGAUGCGCGCCAAAGUCGUCGCUGAGUGCACGCUCAAGGAGUCCGCCGCCAUCAACCAGAUCCUCGGCAGACGGUGGCAUUCGUUGAGUCGCGAGGAGCAGGCAAAGUACUAUGAGAAAGCGCGGCAAGAGAGACAGCUCCAUAUGCAGCUAUACCCCGGGUGGAGCGCCAGGGACAACUACGGUUACGGUUCCAAAAAGAAAAAGCGGAAAAAGGACCGAGGUCCCGCUGAAUUGGGAGGAAAUAAUUUGAAGAAAUGCCGGGCGAGGUACGGCCUCGACCAACAGAACCAAUGGUGCAAACCUUGCAGGCGGAAGAAAAAGUGCGUUCGUUAUAUGGAGGCGCUAGCGGCGGCGGGCGGGGGGCUGGGCGCGGGGGGCGCGGCGGGCGUGGGGGGCGUGGGGGGCGCGCUCUCGCCUUGCUCCGAUGAGGAUGUGAAGCUGGAGGAGUUGUCAGACGCGAGUAGUGACGCGGAACCCGACACUCCCCCCACAUCCGCGUCCAGUCCUGGCGGGCUCAGCGCACUCUCCUCGCUGGCGUCGCCCGCGCCAGACCCCGCGCACCCCGCGCACGCCCCGCACCCUCACCCUGCGCACCCCGCGCACCCCACGCCGCGACAUCCAGUCGGUACCAACCCUCGCGACGCCAACAACCCGCUGUCUGUUGGACAGCUCACCUCACAGUCGUGGCCGCGCGCCGCGCAGACACGGCCCUCACAUGAGGUCAUCUCAGUAUCGUAGUGCGGUCUGCGACAGCACCGACAGCACCGACAGCACCGACUGCAGUGCUGACAGUGAUAGUGACACUGACUGCCGAGUGCUGACAGGGCUUCUGCCCACUGCUUACUGCUGACUGCCGCUAGGCGGCGCCACUUGCAACUUAUAUCCAAAUAUGAAUUGUUAGUUCUCAAUCUUGUGUACAAGUGUUCCACAGUUGUGAAGUAACAAUCCGUUUGCGAACAGCGCCAUCUAGCGGCGAGUGCAAGAACGUUGUGUAGGUUGUGACAAGACGCGGUAUCAGCAAAUGUACAGUAAUUCAAGGAUAUUGUGAUUUCGCAUUAAUAUUGUUUCAUCAGGUGCUAAAUAACACGGGUUUUCUUGAAUGUCAUACGGGAAUAUCGACAUUUUGUGUACAUUUAUUAUUUCUUGAACAGUUCUAUAAAAUACCAUAGAUUUUUUCUUUCUUGAACGUUUUAGAUGGCCUAAACAUUCACCAUGUGUGCGAUAUUUCCGAAUGCCAUACGAAUGCAAUGUACAUGAAAACUUAAUAUGUAACUUACGUAAAACUGUGAAAUAAAACUUUAAAAAAAAUAUCUAAAACACAUUCACUACACUAUAAGAUACAUUUUAUCUCAAAAUCCAGUCAAUCAUGAUCUCAGAUCCACAAUUACAUUGAAAUAUAGUAAAAACUGGAUAGUGCAACAUCGUUGGAAGUUCAAUAAUUUCGUAUUUAACAGUCGCUAUAACCGAUAAUACCCGAUGUCGUAUUAAACGGUUUUUACAACGACUAGUCACAUCGCCAUACUUCGACCGGUUAAUAUUUAACGUUAUAGUUUAACAGUUAUAUUAGAACUACAUAAAUAACAUAAAAUAACUUUUAACUCUAAAACUGUUAAUCUAUGUCGUUGAAAUAUAAAAGUGGAUUUAAUUUUUGAACAUCCUGUAACUUAAAGACCCAUUCAUAUUAAAACCAUAGAUAUAUAAUCUAUAAAUAUUGAAACACUAAAAUAAAGAAAAAGCCUAUAAAGUACUCCUUUGAAGAAAUUCCAAAAAAAAUUGGGAUAUUUCCUAAAUAAUUUUUUUUUUCAAAAAUAUACUCCUGAUACACACUCCAUCUAUAGAUUGCAUAUCUAUGUUAUCAAGUUUGUUAAUUAUUUGCCUUUAUCUAAUAACUUUAAAACUGGGUACUUAAUGUUAAAACACAAAUACAAAAAUAUCUACUAUUCUAAGAAUUAUAUCCUCACAAAAUUUCAAAUAUGUAAAUGCCUAUGCAGUGGAAUUUGGGUUUAAAUGUUAUUUAAAAAGGUUCAAUAAUUAACAACCUUCGUACAUAAUCAUUAGACAAUAACAUACCACAGAUAUUAAAAUAAAAAAAAUUAAAAGCACUAAAAAAAUCUUAUAAAACCAAUAUUGCCGUAUAUAAAAAGGCUAUGUAAUUCGCCUUUUAUUGCUCUCUUGAAAUUUUUAAUUUUCUGAACAUACUGUAGAAUUCGACUUAAAGAUGCAUAUUGCUGUCUCUAUUUUGUCAAAGAAAAUGAAAGAGAUAGCAAUAUGUGUACUGUUACACAAAACGGCUCGCACCAUGUUCCACGUAGUGUUUAAUUUUUUUUUAAAUAACCUCUUUGGGUCAAACUUGUGUAAAAUAAUCCGACCCAAAAGCUGUUUUUUUCCGUUGUGCGGAAUUGUUAGACUGUCGUAGGAAUAGUUAUAGAUGGUGUUGCAUGAGUCAAAUAAAUAUUUAAAAAAAUGUGUUACAGGAAUUGCCUUUUGGAAUUUUUUGAAAAGAUUUUUUCUUAAACAA